This is a messenger RNA of Ooceraea biroi (clonal raider ant), 414 nucleotides long. RefSeq names its product histone H3.v1. The record is from RefSeq and is a predicted model, not a curated record. Lineage: Eukaryota; Metazoa; Arthropoda; Insecta; Hymenoptera; Formicidae.
AUGCCGUCCCCGCUGCUGCUGCUCCUGUCGCCGCCGCCGCCGCUCCCGUCGCUGCUGCUGCACCCGACGCCGCUGCUGCUGCUCCCGUCGCCGUUGUCGCUCCCGAUGCUGUUGCUCCCCUCGACGACGACAGAGAAAAUUACAGACCAAGAGGUAGAAGGGCAGGAGCACGCGUGCACCAGGAACGGUUCAUGCACUUUCUGUACCGACUCUCGUCGGCUCAUUACUAUUGGGAUAGAGGACGAGGAAGAAGAGGACGAGGAGGAAGAAGAAGAGGAAGAGGAAGAGGAAGAGGAGGAGAAUUGGAAAAUAAAAAGUGAUAUGUGCAACUCUUACAUUUACUUAAUUACAUAAGUUUAUUUAUUUCAGUUCAUUGUAAAUCAUAAAAAGUCAAAAAAUAAAGUUCUUUUCGGU